This is a messenger RNA of Pogona vitticeps (central bearded dragon), 1143 nucleotides long. RefSeq names its product chromosome 5 C4orf33 homolog (gene C5H4orf33). The record is from RefSeq and is a predicted model, not a curated record. Lineage: Eukaryota; Metazoa; Chordata; Lepidosauria; Squamata; Agamidae.
CGCAUUUGUGGCUCGUUCACGGAUAGGGAGUAGGAAGACUUUCCAGGAAGGUACAUUUGUUCGUCUGUGGCAGCAAAAAUAAGAGCUUUCUUCCCAUUUUGAAAGUAACAAGGUUUGGUUGGCAAGUGGUUUCGUGGAGGGAGCCCACUUGUUCAGACAGAGGGGAUACAGGAUUGAAGCUACAGAUGGAGUUUAAAAUUGAAAAUACGUGGAACAACUUUCCAGUAUCUCAUGAUCCAGUAAUGAUCAAGCUGACACCAGAAAAUGCUGGAAUAUUGAUGGAAGUGAAUGCUCCAUUUUUUAAUGAUCCUCCUGCUCCUCCUGGUGAACCAGGAAGACCAUUCAAUGGUCUGUGGGACUAUGAGGUUGUAGAAGCAUUCUUCUUGAAUGACCAAACUCAGCAAUACUUAGAAGUGGAGCUCUGUCCGCAUGGGCAGCAUCUUGUAUUGUUUCUUUCUGGCAGACGGAAAGUAUGUAAACAAGAGCUUCCUCUAAUGUUUGAAGUAUCAAGAAUACAUGCAAAAUGGACAGGCAAAGCCCAUCUCCCGUGGAACUAUUUUCCACCAUCCAUUGACAAAUUUAAUGCAUUUGCAAUUCAUGGAUCAGGUGUGGAUAGAACAUAUGAAGCCCUUUAUCCUGUAGAUCACAAUGAGAUUGGUGAAGAACAGAAACCUGAUUUCCACCGCCUGGAAUAUUUUAAAAGCUUCAAUCUGAAACUGCUAAUGGGUGAAGAUUGGAAGCAGCCUGGAUCAGACUUGUGGCCAUUAUGCAAAUAGACCAAUUAAAUAACAAGAACAAGAGGUAGACUAAUAGCUUAAAGGAGAUUUUUAAACAUAGAUGAUUUUCAAAGAAUUGAAAGACUUGUAAGCAUAUAACAGAGUAAGCAGACUCUUGGCAUGUGAGCAGAAUUCAAGUAGCUGUCACAGUUAUGCUUAUGCAAUAUGAGUCACACAUCUAUAAUUAUUUAUCUAUAUGAAAAUGUCUGUCAUCAUUGGUAUCUUUUUACUUCCUCAGCUGUGUCUUUCAUUUUUGCUGAUAUAUAGGCUGAUCAUAAUCAGUGUUAUUCAGAAGGAAGUCAAAGGAAGGGCGUAAGUACAUGCAUACAGAGUCCUUUGCGACUUCCAAGUAAGUAUACAGUACAUG